Loxodonta africana (African savanna elephant) is the source of this 2014-nucleotide messenger RNA. RefSeq names its product histone H4. Gene Ontology annotation, molecular function: structural constituent of chromatin; protein heterodimerization activity; DNA binding. Gene Ontology annotation, cellular component: nucleosome. The coding region runs from base 45 to 356 and encodes 103 amino acids. The transcript has a single exon. The record is from RefSeq and is a predicted model, not a curated record. Lineage: Eukaryota; Metazoa; Chordata; Mammalia; Proboscidea; Elephantidae. Gene Ontology annotation, biological process: nucleosome assembly.
UCCCCAGCACUUUGCUGUGUCCUUUGUUCUCGGCUAUAGCAGAGAUGUCUGGUCGUGGUAAAGGCGGAAAGGGCUUGGGAAAGGGCGGCGCAAAACGCCAUCGUAAGGUUUUACGAGAUAACAUCCAAGGCAUCACGAAACCGGCCAUCCGACGCCUCGCUCGGCGUGGCGGAGUUAAACGUAUUUCCGGACUCAUCUACGAAGAGACUCGCGGGGUCCUGAAAGUGUUUUUGGAAAACGUGAUUCGCGACGCGGUCACCUAUACGGAGCAUGCUAAGCGCAAGACCGUCACGGCCAUGGACGUUGUCUAUGCGCUUAAGCGCCAGGGGCGCACUCUUUACGGUUUCGGCGGCUAAAUCUAAAUUCAUAGUUAAGUUUCAAUGGCAAUGCUAAAGGCCCUUUUCAGGGCCACCUAUCUACUCACUGAAAAGAGCUAACCACUUAACUAGUGUUUUUUUUUUCUGCUAUCUUUAAUAUAUCUAAACUGCUGGCCCCUAUAGUUUCCAAGGCUUAAGUAGUAUCUUAGCUCUAUUGGUGGCGUAGUAGUUGACACAAUAGCUGCAAACCAAAGGUCGGUGAUCUAAACCCACCGUCAGCAACACAGGACAGAUGUGGCAGUUUAACUUUCAUAAAUAUUUCGGCCUUGAUUGCCCUAUAGACCAUUCUGUCACAUAAGAGGAAACCCGGGUCGCUUAGUGGUUAAGUGCUACAGCUGCUAACCAAGAGGUCUGCAGUUCAAAUCCACCAGGCGCUCCUUGAAAACGAUGGGGCAGUUCUACUCUGUCCUAUAGGGUCCCUAUGAGUCGAAAUUGACUCGACGGCAGUGGGUUUUUUUUUUUGUCACAUUAGAUCGCUAUAAAUCGGAAUCACUGACUAGCAAUGGGUUUUUUAAGCUUCCAAAAUAUUGGAAAUAAAUGUUAAAUUUAAGCAAUGUAGUGUUGGGGAUUUUAUACCUUACUUGUCGAGCAAGAAAUAGUCCCUCGUGUUUUUUGCAAUAUAUACAUUCUUCGUAAAGUCAUCGAUCUUGAUAACAGUUUCUUUCCUGGUUGUUUAGGUUCUCCUUAAACCGGUUACGGAGUUGGUUCUGACUGACGGCGACUCCAUGUAUAAGAAUACAGCUGCUCCAUAGCCUUUUCACGGGCUGAUUUUUCAAACAUCAAGAGCGCCGUUCCUUUCUUCAGAGGUGCCUUUGCUAGACUCGAAUGACCAACCUUUUCGUUAGCACCCAGGUGUGUUAACCGUUUGCACCACUCAGGGAUUCCACAGAAUUCUUUACCCUCACCUCACAUAAAUACAAUCCGGUGAAUUUUAUUUUCUUUCUACUAAUCUAUUAGUUGCAUGCAUUAAAAGAUGUGGCGUACUUCCGUUUUUCUCAAAAUUUGAAUAUUCUACUGGGAAACAAUUUUGGGGUAAUAACUGAUCCAUUAGAGGCUAUUCAACUGUCACUUAAUAAAAAACAUUUAAACAAGUGUUUGUCCUCCAGGUGGGCAGCCCAAGGGAAAGGGGGAGAAUGAGAGAAGCUCAGAAGGACUGUGGAAAGUGAUGGCCACCGUGAGCAGGCCUCGCUGGCACAUACAGGCUUAUCUUCUCUCCCUCUCCCUUAAAGCAUUAAUAGUUACAUAAUCUAAGCUGACUAAUAUUAUUUUUUAAUCCACAAAGAAUUAGGGGUUUGUCUAGUCUUAUCACAUCUGGUCUCAUAAUCCAUUAUAAAAGCAAAGGCUUUAAUCAUUCAUCUCUCAAACUUGGUUUAUGAUGCUCAGUUAUAAACCCAGAAAAAGAGCUACACAGACAUUGAGCCCUGUCCUGGGACUCAGCCACACUGAAGAAUUUCUCAUCAGUCACUACUUGCAAAGAAAAAGAAAAAAGGCACUAAAGUACUGACCAGACUGUCCUCAGUGUCUUGGCUUCUAUAUGAGGUCACAGGCAGCAGCUUACUUAAAAUCAGGUCAAGGUAUUCGCCCUGCUCUUACCUCUAACAAAGAUUUCUGACCGAAGGUUAAUCAGUCAGGGUACU